CUACAAGACUGCUGUCGCUCCGAACGUCCAAAACCCUUUCUUUUCUUCUUCAAAAAAGCCUCCUCACCCAUAACUCCCACUCUUCCCACACCCCUGCACACACACACACACAGAGGGUCGCACAGUAAUACACGAUACGAGGAAAAAAGGCAUGUUCCACCCAGUCCAUCUACUGGGGCAGAAGCCCUACCCUUCCUCCGCGGCAUUAUAAGCCCCAACCAAGGAAAAAACAAGAAAGGGAGACGAAAUAAAAAAAUACGACUACUUCAUAAGAGAUACCAAAAUGGGCCCAGAAGGAUCCUCCAUAACCAGCAGCAGUGGCAGCUCGUCAUCAUGCUCCGCGGCCGCCAGAGCACCUGAUCAUCACCAUCAUCAUCAGAUCGACCAGCUUCUGGCCGGAGCUGGGUACUCGGUCCGCUCCUCCCAGCUCCACCAAGUGGCCCACCGCCUCGAAUGUCUGGAGAAUGUCAUGGUCCACAACCAGAACAUCCCCACCCACCUCCCCAUACAAUAUCAUCUGGCCAACGACGUCGUGCACUACAAUCCCUCUGACCUCUCUUCAUGGGUCGACAAUUUGCUGUCGGAGCUCCACCAACUCCAACCCGGUUCAUCAGCAUCAUCUUCAGGUCUCCCGCCGUGUCCUGGUAAUUAUGAAUCCACCGGGUGGUCUCCGUCUGAAUUCCAUGCGCCGCCGCCUCCUCGGAACGGGAACGGGAACGAGAGCGAGAAUCAGCAGCCCCAGGAGGUUCUAUCCCAUGUCUUGCACCAAAUGGACCAGGAAGAUUCCAGCAUUCAGUUAGUCCACGUGUUGAUUAGCUGUGCGGAGUCUGUCCAGUGUGGCAACCUCCCGUUGGCUGGUUCCUUGAUAGCAGAUUUACAGGCGCUGCUUACACGUGUCAACACUGCAUGUGGUAUUGGAAAAGUGGCUGGCUAUUUCAUCGACGCCCUGAGCCGCCGGAUAUUCACGGCGGUGCCUCCAGGAGCCGCCAGCUUCAUGAGCUGCUGGGCAUCUGAGGAUGAGAUUCUGUAUCAUCAUUUCUACGAAGCGGCUCCUUACUUAAAAUUUGCUCAUUUCACGGCCAACCAGGCGAUAUUGGAAGCCUUUCAGGGCCACGAUUGCGUCCAUGUCGUUGACUUUAAUCUAAUGCAAGGCUUGCAAUGGCCGGCUCUAAUCCAAGCCUUGGCUCUCCGCCCCGGUGGGCCGCCGUUGCUACGGCUGACUGGGAUUGGCCCGCCAUUUCCUGAUGGGCGCGAUUCUCUAUGCGUAAUUGGGUUGAGAUUAGCCGGAUUGGCUCGCUCGGUGAACGUCAAGUUUGCCUUUCGUGGGGUGGCAGCUUCGCGGCUUGAAGAUGUCAAGCCAUGGAUGUUAGAAGCCGACCCGAAUGAAGCCGUUGCGGUAAAUUCGAUCCUGCAGCUCCACAAACUACUCGGGCCGGAUCAAGUUCAUGGAUCAUCAUCAGUGGAACAGGUUCUGGCCUGGAUCCGGGGCUUGAACCCGAAAAUCGUGACCGUCGUGGAGCAAGAAGCUAGUCACAACCAAGCCGAAUUUUUAGAUCGAUUUACUGAAGCCCUGUACUAUUAUUCAACGAUGUUUGACUCGCUGGAAGCUUGUUCAAAUCGGGCUGAUAAUGUUUUAGCCGAGAUAUACAUGCAAAAAGAGAUAUGUAACAUAGUGUGUUGUGAGGAUUCAGCCCGGGUGGAAAGACACGAGCCCUUAGCCAAAUGGAAAGCUCGACUGAAGGGGGCUGGCUUCAAGCCACUGUAUUUGGGAUCCAACGCAUUUAAGCAAGCCAGUAUGCUAUUGACAUUAUUUUCAGCUGAGGGAUACUGUAUAGAAGAAAGUGAGGGGUGUCUAACGCUGGGCUGGCAUAGCCGGCCCCUCAUUGCAGCUUCGGCUUGGCAACCGGUAUCUGACUGAGCAGGAAGCUGUAUAAACUUUGAGACGGGUUCAAAUUCAAUUAGUCAUUUUUUUUUUUCCCUUGAGACGGGAUCAAAUUCAAUUAAUCCUUUAUUAAAGAUUGUAAUUGUCUAGGCCUUAAUAUUAUUAUCUUUAAAAUA
This is a messenger RNA of Coffea eugenioides, 2058 nucleotides long. RefSeq names its product DELLA protein GAI-like. Gene Ontology annotation, cellular component: nucleus. Gene Ontology annotation, molecular function: DNA-binding transcription factor activity; sequence-specific DNA binding. Lineage: Eukaryota; Viridiplantae; Streptophyta; Magnoliopsida; Gentianales; Rubiaceae. The coding region runs from base 284 to 1918 and encodes 544 amino acids. Gene Ontology annotation, biological process: regulation of DNA-templated transcription. The transcript has a single exon. The record is from RefSeq and is a predicted model, not a curated record.